AUGCCAUCACCAAUAACAUCUUUUCCCGUUUACAUCAAGAUCCGUGUUAAUGAUCAACCAACCGAAACAAUUGUUGAUACAGGAUCCGCCAUAUCAAUUAUUCGUUUAGAUUUUCUUAAAACCAUUCAUCACAACAAUUUGAUUUACCAAACCAGAACAUGUCAAACAGCAAAUUCAACACCUCUUAAUAUUAUCGGUCACAUUAAAUUAGAAAUAAAAAUUAAAGCUGCCUCAACUUAUGUCAUUGCAUAUGUCGCAACAAAUCUAAUUACAUCUAUUCUUUUAGGCAAUGAUUGGAUUAAUUCGAAUCAUGUUCAUCUCUUUGGCGACCAAAACCAAUUAACUAUUCCUGAUCAACAUGGCCAAUUAAACAUAAUCCCAUAUAUAGAACCUACAUGUAUUAAUUAUCCAGCUCUUUUGAUUCAUCAAAUUACUAUUCCUCCAUAUUCACAAGCAUUAGUCGAUAUUACAUGUAAAGUUAAUGAUGCUAAUGAUUUAAUAUUUGAACCAUAUGAGCAUCAUAUAUCGCAAUUUAUUUUGAUACCACAUACAUUAUUGAACAUUAAUAAACAUCAAGCCAAAGUACUACUUAUAAAUGCUCAAGAUCGACAACAAAUAUUACCAAGAAAUACACGAAUCGGAACUAUUUCUCAUGAAACAACAUAUUCUAUAUUUACAACAACGGACUCUCCAACAACACAAAAUUAUUUUUUAAAUGAAAAUCUUCAACGGUCAUCUCGACAGUAUAAAUAUUCUAAAAGUGGAGCUGUCGUAAACAAAAAAGACAACUCGCAUUUAACAAAAUUGAAUAUUACUUGUGAUUUAUGUAAUGAACAUUUCUUAUCUGGAAAUGAUCUACAGAAGCAUUUACGAG
Messenger RNA from Rotaria socialis, 874 nucleotides. The record is from the annotation of a GenBank genome assembly. Lineage: Eukaryota; Metazoa; Rotifera; Eurotatoria; Philodinida; Philodinidae.